Messenger RNA from Notothenia coriiceps (black rockcod), 321 nucleotides. RefSeq names its product peptide YY-A-like. Gene Ontology annotation, cellular component: extracellular region. Gene Ontology annotation, molecular function: neuropeptide hormone activity; neuropeptide Y receptor binding. The transcript has 2 exons. Gene Ontology annotation, biological process: neuropeptide signaling pathway; feeding behavior. The coding region runs from base 1 to 321 and encodes 106 amino acids. Lineage: Eukaryota; Metazoa; Chordata; Actinopteri; Perciformes; Nototheniidae. The record is from RefSeq and is a predicted model, not a curated record.
AUGGCGGUGCUACUCAGACCCUACCUGCUCCUCCUGGCCGCUCUGGUUCUGGUUCUGGUAUGUUUCGGGACGCUGGCCGACGCUUACCCCCCGAAACCUGAGAACCCCGGAGAGGACGCUGCCCCCGAGGAGCUGGCCAAGUACUACACGGCCCUGAGGCACUACAUCAACCUGAUCACCAGGCAGAGGUACAAGUACACACUCACUGUACUCUUAACUAAGUACUACACGGCCCUGAGGCACUACAUCAACCUGAUCACCAGGCAGAGGCCUCACAUCAAUCACCUCCGUCUGAACAAAGACCCCAAACCCAGUUACUGA